This is a messenger RNA of Mus pahari (shrew mouse), 1454 nucleotides long. It is a transcript of the gene Bad, whose product is annotated as BCL2 associated agonist of cell death. Gene Ontology annotation, biological process: apoptotic process. NCBI's taxonomy places the organism in Eukaryota, Metazoa, Chordata, Mammalia, Rodentia, Muridae. The record is from RefSeq and is a predicted model, not a curated record. The transcript has 4 exons. The coding region runs from base 464 to 1078 and encodes 204 amino acids.
CGGACCCCGCCCCCUAGCUUCUUCCUGCAGACCCCGCGCUCAGGCCUGGGGCAGCUUACGCACACCUAUCCUGGCAGCAGAGCCCCCUAGAGCCCCACGGCUCGCCCUCCUGGGCGCCCCUGUCCCUUCUUCCGCACCCGGGCGGCCAUCCUGCCGGAAAGGAGCUCCCGAAAUGGCGCGGGGAGUUGUCCCCAAGACGGGCAGUGCAAGGCCUCCACGAUCGGGAAGAAGGAGCUGGUCUUCCCAUCCCGGUCACUCGGUCCAGGGGGAGCAAUAACCAUCGCAACGACCAUUGCAUCCGACGGCCGAGCUUCAGUGAACGGCUCUCUAAGUAAUCACUAAGCUGUUUACAGAGUUUUCACCAGCUCCCCAGGGAGGUGUCAUUAGCCCCAUUUUACAGGAGGGAAUUCGGGCCCAGAAGGGCUGGAGGACUUAUCAGCCGAAACAGGCCUCCAGGAUCCAAAUGGGAACCCCAAAGCAGCCCUCGCUGGCUCCUGCACACGCCCUAGGCUUGAGGAAGUCCGAUCCCGGAAUCCGGAGCCUGGGGAGCGACGCGGGAGGAAGGCGGUGGAGACCAGCAGCCCAGAGUAUGUUCCAGAUCCCAGAGUUUGAGCCGAGUGAGCAGGAAGACGCUAGUGCUACAGAUAGGGGCCUGGGCCCUAGCCUCACUGAGGACCAGCCAGGUCCCUACCUGGCCCCAGGUCUCCUGGGGAGCAUCGUUCAUCAACAGGGACGGGCAUCUUCCAACAGUCAUCAUGGAGGCGCUGGGGCUAUGGAGACCCGGAGUCGCCACAGUUCGUACCCAGCGGGGACCGAGGAGGAUGAAGGGAUGGAGGAGGAGCUUAGCCCUUUUCGAGGACGCUCGCGUUCGGCUCCCCCCAAUCUCUGGGCAGCGCAGCGCUACGGCCGUGAGCUCCGAAGGAUGAGCGAUGAGUUUGAGGGUUCCUUCAAGGGACUUCCUCGCCCAAAGAGCGCAGGCACUGCAACACAGAUGCGACAAAGCGCCAGCUGGACGCGCAUUAUCCAGUCCUGGUGGGAUCGAAACUUGGGCAAAGGAGGCUCCACCCCCUCCCAGUGAUCUGCUCCACAUUCCCGGAACUCUACCCGCUCCCGUCGCCCGCCAUAUUGGGUGUGGGCGGAAGUCUUUCGAGGCCUUAGGAAAAAAGAGGAUCGCUGUGUCCCUUUUAACCGGGAGAAGAGCUGACGUACAGCUUGGGUCCCUUCCGGUGCGUGCAAUAGCCACGGAGGGGUGGCUCCUGUUUGGAGUUUCAAAGUUUUCCACAACCCCACCCCCUAAGCCUCCGGAAGUGGCUGUUUUCCCUCUCCGGUCUGGACUGCCCACGGGCGCCUGUGCUAAGUUGCGGGUCUGGGUGCUGUCCUGUCAUAACUGGGGACCCCAGGUCGCGAGAAACGUGCUUUAUAAUAAAGCCUGCGCAUGUGCCGCCGCGCCUCUA